AUGACAGAUAGACAACCAUUAAUUUCAAAAAAUGAUGAUAUUAUUAAUAAUCUCACAAGAUUCUAUACUGAAUUAACCGAAUUUGAAAAGAUUAUAAAGGAUGUUGGUACAGGUCGUGACACAACUACAUUAAGAAGUACACUUCAUAAAAAAAAGGUUAAUUUAGCAGAUGAUUUAAAAGUUAUUGCACAACAAAUUAAACAAUUACCAUCAUCAAAAUUACCAAAAUUCCAACAAGAAAAAAUCGUUAAACAAUUUAAAGAAGCUUCUUCAAAAUUUGAAGAAUUAUUAUCAACCUCAAAUAAAAAAGAAUCAUCACAUGAACCAAUUGUACCAAGUCAACAACAACAACAACAACAAAAUAAUGGUAAUAGUAAUAAUAAUGGAUAUAAUACAAGAGGUGGAUAUAAUCAACAGCAACAACAACAACAACAACAAUAUAAUGAUUACACUAAUAAUAAUAAUAAUAAUAAUAAUAAUGAAGUUGAACAAUAUAAUAGAUUAGAACAAGCAUUAAAAUCAGGUAUUGAGCAAGAUGAAGAAGAAUAUACAAAUCGUAUUCUUGAUGAAAGAAAUGCAAAUGCAAGACAAAUUGCAAGAGAUGUUGCAAUGUUAAAAGAAGCAAUGGAUGAUAUUGCUGUUAUGGUUGGUGAACAAGGUGAAAUGUUAGAAAAAGUUGAUGACAAUGUUACAAAUGCUGAUGUUGCUGUCGAAGAUGCUGUUGUAGAAUUAGAAAAAGCAUACGUUUAUAAAUCAUCAUACAGAAAGAAAAUGAUCAUUUUCGUUAUUUGUUUAUUAGUUACUCUUGUCGCCGUUGGUAUAUUUUUAGCAAUUUACUAUGGUGUAAUAAAGAAAAAAUAA
Dictyostelium discoideum AX4 is the source of this 861-nucleotide messenger RNA. RefSeq lists its product as hypothetical. Gene Ontology annotation, biological process: vesicle-mediated transport. Bases 1 to 861 code for a protein of 286 amino acids. The transcript has a single exon. Lineage: Eukaryota; Evosea; Eumycetozoa; Dictyosteliales; Dictyosteliaceae. Gene Ontology annotation, cellular component: membrane. The record is from RefSeq and is a predicted model, not a curated record.